Nerophis ophidion (straightnose pipefish) is the source of this 4619-nucleotide messenger RNA. RefSeq names its product neurobeachin-like. The transcript is spliced from 28 exons. The coding region runs from base 143 to 3607 and encodes 1154 amino acids. NCBI's taxonomy places the organism in Eukaryota, Metazoa, Chordata, Actinopteri, Syngnathiformes, Syngnathidae. Gene Ontology annotation, cellular component: membrane; cytosol. Gene Ontology annotation, biological process: intracellular protein localization. Gene Ontology annotation, molecular function: protein kinase binding. The record is from RefSeq and is a predicted model, not a curated record.
CAGGAGUGUCGUGGUUCCCGUCAAAAAGCCGCCGCCCGGCAGCCUGUCCGUCAACACCGUGGCCACGCCCACCACCGGCGCCGCCUCCACGGCCGGCAGCACGCCGAACAUCUUCGCUGCGGCCACGGCGACGCCCAAGAGCAUGAUCAACACCACAGGUGCCGCCGACUCCGCCUCCUCCUCCUCGUCCUCGUCCUCGUCGUUUGUCAACGGCGCCACCAGCAAGAACCUGCCGGCCGUCCAGACGGUGGCGCCCAUGCCUGAAGACACCGUGGAGAACAUGAGUGCCUAUUGUGAGGUGGCGCAGUGUGCGUUGCGCAGCGGUCAGACGCCCCCUGAGCUUAAGUCUUUUAGCUCCCUGGCAGGCUUCCAGGCAGCCCCCCGAGAUGCAGGACAGUGUUUUAGCAUCACCACCAAGCUGGAGCGCGCCCUGGAGAAGGUGGCCCCCCUGCUGAGGGAGAUCUUUGUGGACUUUGCCCCCUUCCUGUCCCGCACCCUGCUGGGGAGUCAUGGGCAGGAACUGCUCAUUGAAGGUACAGGUCUGGUGUGCAUGAAGUCCAGCACGUCGGUGGUGGAGCUGGUCAUGCUGCUCUGCUCUCAGGAAUGGCAGAAUUCCAUCCAGAAAAAUGCUGGCUUGGCUUUCAUCGAGCUGAUCAACGAGGGAAGACUUCUGUGCCACGCCAUGAAGGAUCACAUCGUGCGUGUGGCCAACGAGGCUGAGUUCAUCCUCAACCGACAGCGAGCCGAAGACGUGCACAAACACGCCGAGUUUGAGUCCAACUGUGCACAGUACGCCGCCGACCGGCGCGAGGAGGAGAAGAUGUGCGACCACCUGAUCAGCGCCGCCAAGCACCGAGAUCACGUGACCGCCAACCAGCUGAAGCAGAAGAUCCUCAACAUCCUGACCAAUAAGCACGGAGCCUGGGGGACCAUGUCUCAGAGCCAAUUGCACGACUUCUGGCGUCUGGACUACUGGGAGGACGACUUGAGGAGGAGGCGGAGAUUCGUGAGAAACGCUUUUGGCUCCACCCACGCCGACGUGUCACUCAAAGCUAUUGAGGACUACGGCACCGAGGAAGAAGGGGAGGAGCCUAAGUCCAAAAAGAGCUUCCGCAGCCAAUCAGUGGUGGCGCAGAACCCGGAGGCGGAGUUGAUGCUGGAGGGCGACGAUGACACGGUCAGCCUUCUGCAGGAGAAAGAGAUUGACAACCUUGCAGGUCCCGUGGUGCUGAGCACGCCGGCCCAGCUGGUGGCGCCGGUGGUGGUGGCCCGCGGCACCCUGUCCAUCACCACCACCGAGAUAUACUUCGAGGUGGACGAAGAGGACCCCGCCUUCAAGAAAGCUGACGCUAAAGUGCUGGCCUACUCGGAGGGUCUACACGGCAAGUGGAUGUUCAGCGAGAUCCGGGCGGUCUUCUCCAGGCGCUACCUGCUGCACAACACGGGCCUGGAGGUCUUCAUGGCCAACAGAACCUCCGUCAUGUUUAACUUCCCCGACCCGGCCACGGUGAAGAGGGUGGUCUACAGCCUCCCGCGGGUGGGGGUGGGAACCAGCUACGGUCUGCCGCAGGCCAGGCGCAUCUCCUUGGCCACGCCCCGCCAGCUCUUCAAGUCGUCCAACAUGACGCAGCGUUGGCAGCGCAGGGAGAUCUCCAACUUUGAGUACCUCAUGUUCCUCAACACCAUCGCAGGGAGGACCUACAACGAUCUGAACCAGUACCCCAUCUUCCCCUGGGUCCUGACCAACUACGACUCGGAGGAGCUGGACCUCACAUUGCCCGGAAACUUCCGAGACCUUUCCAAGCCAAUCGGAGCUCUGAAUCCCAAGCGAGCCGCCUUCUACGCCGAGCGCUACGAGACGUGGGACGACGACAGCACGCCGCCCGACCACUACACCACCCUCUACUCCACCGCGCACUCCACCCUCAUGUGGAUGCUCAGAAUAGAGCCCUUCACCACCUUCUUUCUCAACGCCAACGGCGGAAAGUUCGACCAUCCGGACCGGUCCUUCUCUGGCAUCGGGCGCUCAUGGAGGAACUGCCAGAGGGACACGGCCGACGUCAAGGAGCUCACCCCGGAGUUCUACUACCUGCCCGAGAUGUUCGUCAACAGCAACGAGUACGAGCUGGGCGUGCGCGACGACGGCCUUCCUGUCUGCGACGUGGAGCUCCCCGUGUGGGCCAAGAAACCCGAGGACUUUGUGCGCAUCAACCGCAUGGCGCUGGAGAGCGAGUUCGUGUCGUGUCAGCUCCACCAGUGGAUCGACCUGAUCUUCGGCUACAAGCAGCGAGGGCCCGAGGCCGUGCGGGCGCUCAACGUCUUCAACUUCCUGUCCUACGAGGGCGCCGUCAACCUGGACGCCCUGGAGGCGCCGCAGAGAGAGGCGAUGGAGGCGCAGAUUCAGACGUGCGGGCAGAUCCCCUCGCAGCUCCUCAUCGAGCCACACCCACCUCGCUCCUCCGCCAUGCACCUGUGUUUCCUUCCCCAGAGUCCUCUGAUGUUUAAGGAUCAGAUGCAACAGGACGUCAUCAUGGUGCUCAAGUUCCCCUCCAACUCGCCCGUCACGCACGUGGCCGCCAACACGCUGCCGCACCUCAGCAUCCCCGCCGCCGUCACCGUCACCUGCAGCCGCCUCUUCGCCGUCAACCGCUGGCACAACACCGUCGGCCUGCGUGGCGCCCCAGGAUACUCCCUGGAACAAGCCCACCACCUGCCCAUCGAGAUGGACCCUCUCAUAGCGAACAACUCGGGCACCAACAAGCGUCAGAUCACGGACCUGGUGGACCAGAGCAUCCAGAUCAACACGCACUGCUUCGUGGUGACGGCCGACAACCGCUACAUCCUGGUGUGCGGCUUCUGGGACAAGAGCUUCCGCGUCUACUCUUCUGAGACCGGGAAGCUGACCCAGAUCGUGUUCGGCCACUGGGACGUGGUGACGUGUCUGGCCAGGUCCGAGUCCUACAUCGGAGGGGACUGUUACAUCGUGUCGGGCUCCAGGGACGCCACUCUUCUUCUGUGGUACUGGAGUGGACGCCACCACAUCAUUGGGGACAACCCCAACAACAGCGACUAUCCCGCCCCCCGCGCCGUCCUGACGGGACACGACCAUGAAGUUGUGUGCGUGUCCGUCUGUGCUGAGCUGGGAUUGGUCAUCAGCGGGGCCAAAGAGGGUCCCUGCCUGGUCCACACCAUCACGGGAGACCUCCUGAGGGCCUUGGAGGGCCCCGAGCUGUGCCAGCAGCCUCGUCUGAUCUCCGUGUCCAGCGAGGGUCACUGCAUCAUUUACUACGAGCGAGGGCGCUUCUGCAACUUCAGCAUCAACGGGAAGCUGCUGGCCCAGAUGGAGGUCAACGACUCCACGCGGGCCAUCUUGCUGAGCAGCGACGGACAGAACCUGGUGACGGGCGGCGACAACGGCGUGGUGGAGGUGUGGCAGGCGUGCGACUUCAAGCAGCUUUACAUCUACCCGGGAUGCGACGCCGGCAUCCGCGCCAUGGACCUCUCCCACGACCAGAGGACCCUGAUCACGGGCAUGGCGUCGGGCAGCAUCGUGGCGUUCAACAUCGACUUUAACCGCUGGCACUACGAACACCAGAACCGCUACUGAGGACCGCCGAGCAGGUGGGAGGGUGUGGGGGCGGUUCUGUACCCCUGGCCCGGGGAUUCUGAUGGUACUACUUCCUGUGUGUGACCUCACACACACACACACACACACACUGAGCCCAAAGACACACACCGACAUCGACGUGCGGAAUGGCGGCGAGGAGGCGUGGCUUCUCGCUCGGUUCUUGUUCCGUUGGCGCCGGAAGGCUUCAGACUCGAUUUGGUUCCUCCGUCAUAACUUUGGCCCAGGAGGAUUUGUACUCUUUCACCGCCGCAGAUUUAGAUGAUGUAAAUAAGCUCCGCCUCUUUAAUUUAUCGUCUGUAACAUAGCGUGUAAUAUUCCCGACCACGCCAGGCCAAAGUCGAGGAUGGUGAUGGCUUUUUUUCUGCCGGAGACGUCAGCCGGCGCCGCGUUCGAUUCCCGCUUUUAUUUUUUCUACAUCCGGUGAAGGCUCUGUCAAAUAUGUACAUAAAGUCUCGCUUCGGAACCCGUUCGGAGACGAAAAUCAGCUGACCGACAGCUUUCACUUUCACUUUCAUUUGUUGACUUCAGGCAAAAAUCAAUGUUUGUUUUGUAUUUGCACUUUACACCAAUCGUUAUUAUUUAUUAUUAUUAUUAUUAUUAUUCUAAUUAUUAUGAUUCUAAUUCCGGUUCGGGUCCAUGGAUGUUUGUGUUUCCCGCGUGUGGCGAAGACGUUCUUCAGCAAUACGACGCGCUCAUCAUUUCAUCACGCCACAGGAUCCGCCUCCAAAAAGAAGGAAGGAGAAAAAAAAAAAAACAAGCUGAAAUAUUUUUGGAUCUAUGAAACUCUUCAAAAAAAAUAAACUAUUGUAUUCAUGUUUUAUUGCAAAGAUGUAAAAUAUGACAUGUGUGAGUUGGGGGAGGGGGGGACAUCAUGAUAAGAAAAAUAAAUUAUGCAAAGAAUUUCCAGAGUUGGCUUUAACUUCCCUUGACCAGCAGGGGGCGCUUUUUUAAUGGCGUCUAAAAAAAAAAAAAAAAAAAAUUUCAACACAAA